AUGCGCAUCCUCAUUUGCUCUGCGACUCUCCUCUCCGCUGUCUUCGCUGCGCCCGCCACAACCGGAGGCAGAUCUCUGGGAGCGGCGAUUGUUCCCGUAGGAUCGGCAUCCCAGCACGCAUCUGCCUUCGACAAGGGCGCCCAGCAGGCUGCUGCUACCCACGCUCAAGGCAGCUCAAGCUACGAUCAUGGAACUCAGGCAGCGAAGACCUUCGGGAACAAGGAAUCCUCCGGUAGCAGAGAGAGCUUCUCGCACUCGGCUGACAGCUCUCUCAAUCAAGGCUCUGGAGGUUUCUCGAAUGUCGGAGCCUUCGACAAAGGCUCAAAUCUGGCGAGCUCAGGACAGCAUCUCAGCUCCUUUGGAGGAGGACUCGGAGCCAUCGGGAGCUCCUCCUCGGUCGGGUCUCAUCAGCAAGGUCUCCACUCGAACGGGCACUCGGUUGGUCAAGGAGCAUCAAACUUCAAUCAGGGUCACAGUUCCGUGAAAUCGUCGGGCAGCAAAGAAAGCUUCCACAACAAAGAAUCUUUCGGUCAGGAGGGAUCAGCUUCCCAUGCGAAAGGGAGCGGACAACAGUCCCACGCGCAAGGCGCGCAAGGAGGACAUCACGACCGAGGACAACAUCAAUAUUCUGCCAGCCAAGGCGUGAUCGGUUGA
Molecule: messenger RNA, 654 nt
Organism: Galendromus occidentalis (western predatory mite)
Lineage: Eukaryota; Metazoa; Arthropoda; Arachnida; Mesostigmata; Phytoseiidae
Product: hornerin
Exons: 1
Coding region: 1-654 (217 amino acids)
Source: RefSeq, a predicted model, not a curated record